Porites evermanni is the source of this 1332-nucleotide messenger RNA. The record is from the annotation of a GenBank genome assembly. Lineage: Eukaryota; Metazoa; Cnidaria; Anthozoa; Scleractinia; Poritidae.
AUGUUAUUACGUGCAAGAAAUGUAAAAAACUUUAUGGAAGACGCGACAUUUCAUAAAUAUUAUCUGAGUUCGAAUCAGCAGUUAAAUGCCUCUCCGGCAGAAUCCGAAGAGUUUAGCGCCAUCAUCGAUUAUGACAGUCACACCAAUCCACCAUCUACCUCUCCAAUUGACAACGAGUCCCCGUCAGAACAGCAACAACAACAGUUUAACAAGGAAGACCCGAACUUUCAUAAAUAUUAUCUGAGUUCGAAUCAGCGGUUAAAUGUCCCUCCGGCAGAAUCCGGAGCGUUAAACGCCAUCAUCGAUUAUGACAGUCAUACUAAUCCACCGUCUACCGCUCCAACUGACAACGAGUCCCCGUCAGAACAGCAACAACAAGAGUUUAACACCUCAUCAGUAGCCACUUUCAUCAAACGUAUGAAGAAACAUGUCCGUAGUGUCACCGAACAGCCUUGUGUAGAUCCUGCUACACCUUUCCAUCGCAAUCCGGGUGAAGGCUCAAAAAGUGAUCUAAAGCUUGACCACAUCUACACCGAUUUGAUUAUUCAUGAAAACAGAGCUUUGUCUGAAUUUAGUGAAGAUAGAGAGAAACAACUGAAAGAAUACCACAGACCCAGAGAAGAGUCACGAUCAACACGGCCGGGAGAUAUUUUUGAUGCUGACAAACGGAAUAUUCUUGUUGUCGGUCGUCCUGGAAUUGGAAAAACUAUGUUUUGCAAAAAGAUUCUGCGCAAUUGGGCAUCCGAUAACUUGUUCAGUGAUGCACAAAAAUCUGAAAUUGAUUUGAAACUCGCUUUCCUCAUUAAGUUUAGGAAGUUUAACUACACAAACGAAAAACUCAGUCUUCGCAAACUCCUGGACGCAUCGGAGUAUUCUAAACUACCUCUAUCCGAUGAAGUUUGGCACUACAUCAUUGACAACCCAGACAAAGUACUCGUCAUAUUUGAUGGAUUUGACAAUGUAGAAGACUCGAUGCCUCUUCAUACCCUGUACAAGAAGAUAUUAUCAGGAAAAAUCCUUCCCGGUGCUACAGUCCUAACGACUAUAAGACCAACUGCCGUGUCAUUCUUCGAACCGCCCAUUGCGUUUGAAAGAACAGUUGAAAUUCUGGGUUUUACAUCUGCAAAAGUGGAGGAAGAUUUGGAUAACUUCACAAAAGGUGAUGGUAACAAAGCAGAAGCCAUAAAGCGAUAUAUCAGAAGUAACCUUAAACUCCAAUCCUUCUGCUACAUUCCUGUGAAUUGUCUAAUAAUUUGUUCGUGCUUGUCACACUUGCUGAACUCACCCGUCUCCGGCUGCCUUCCCUCAAGUUUAACCAACUAUACUCCAUAG